Messenger RNA from Dermatophagoides farinae (American house dust mite), 2060 nucleotides. RefSeq names its product putative protein phosphatase 2C T23F11.1. Gene Ontology annotation, molecular function: cation binding; protein serine/threonine phosphatase activity. Lineage: Eukaryota; Metazoa; Arthropoda; Arachnida; Sarcoptiformes; Pyroglyphidae. Gene Ontology annotation, biological process: protein dephosphorylation. The record is from RefSeq and is a predicted model, not a curated record.
ACGACAACAACAAACAACAACAACAACAACAAAAAAAAUUUCUGUUUUGAACAUUUAGAUUUUGUCUCGGAUAGCAUUUGGUUCGGACGACAGCCCACACACACACACAGCAUACUAAUUGAAAUUUUUCCAAAAAUUGACAAUAAGCUUGAUUGACAAAAAUUGGCAAAAAUUCUAAAAUUUAAUCGGUUACUGAAAAAAAAAAAUAAAAAUAAUAAUGGGACAAGCAUUUUCGGAACCGGUCACUGAAAAAGAAUCAUCAACUGAAAAGAAUGAUAAAUUUCUUGUUGCAUCAUCAUCGAUACAAGGUUGGCGUAUUAGUAUGGAAGAUGCACAUACAAUAUUGUUAACGAUGCCUGAUGAUCCGGAAGCAUCAUUUUUCGCUGUAUUUGAUGGCCAUGGUGGUGCUAAAGUGGCUAAUUAUGCAAGUGAAAAUCUUCAUCAAGGUCUUUGUUCACAUCGUUUAUAUCAAGAAGGUCAUAUUGAUGAAGCAUUGAAAAAUAUUUUUGUUGAAUUCGAUGAAAUGAUGUUUAAUAAUGAAAAAAUGCGCGAUGAAUUGGCUGGUUCAACUGCCGUUGUCGUCCUUAUUAAAGAUCAUCAAAUUUAUUGCGCAAAUAUUGGCGAUUCAAGAGCAGUAGCAUCAUUCGCUGGUCAAGUGGAUCCAUUAUCAAUUGAUCAUAAACCAACUUGUGAAGAUGAAAUGAAUCGUAUUGUAUCGGCUGGUGGUUGGGUACAAUUCAAUCGUGUUAAUGGUAAUCUAGCAUUAUCACGUGCAUUUGGUGAUUUUGUUUUCAAACGUAAUGAAAAACGUUCAGCAACCGAACAGAUUGUUAUUGCUUAUCCAGAUAUACAGACACGAUCACUUACAUCGGAUUUAGAAUUCAUUAUAAUGGCAUGUGAUGGUGUAUGGGAUGUAAUGACUAAUGAAGAAGUUGUUGAAUUUAUACGUCGUCGUAUAUUUUACCGUCGUGAACCGGUUGCUAUUUGUGAAGAAUUAAUAACACGUUGUUUAGCACCAGAUUGUCAAAUGGGCUGUGGUAUUGGUUGCGAUAAUAUGACCGUUAUAUUAAUAUGUUAUCUAGAUGGUUCUACAUAUGAAGAAUUUUGUGAUCGUAUAACCAAUGUUUAUCAGAUGAUACCUGGCAAUAUAAUAAGUUCAACUAAUAAUGAUAAUGAUCACAAUGUAACACGACAUAUAAUUGGACCAAUUACACAUUUAUACGAUUUUGAUGGUGAUGAUAACGAUGGUGGUGGUGGUGGUGGUGGUGGUGUUAAUCGUCCAAAUGGCAAUAAUAAUGAUGAUGAUGACGAUAACGAUGAUGAUGAUGAUGAUGAUGAUGACAAUUCUGAUGAAAAUAGUUCUCAUUCAUCUAUUAGUUCCGUAGAUAAUAUUGGCAAUACAAUGAAUACAUCGAAAACAAUUACAACUGGAAAUGAAACAUUAACAUCAACUACAAAUCAAACUUCAUCAUCAAUAAUUGUAAAUGUUGAUUCAUCAACAUCUAUUAAUGGUCCAAAAUUAUCCGUAUUACCCAUUGAUCCUCAUCUUCAUCAUCAUCAUAAUCAUAAUCAUCCCCAGCAACAACAACAACAACAACAACAAAUACAAAACACAUCUAUUUAUGCAAAUAAUAAUGUUCAUCAAACAUCAAUACAAUCGAUUAUUAGUCCUGGUCAUAUGAUCUCAUCAACAACAACAACAGCAACAACAUCGUCAUCAUUAUCGCCAAAUUCAUCGAGCUCGAAUCAUAAAUCACCACCAUCAUCAUCAACAAUAUCAAUUAACAUUACAUCGGCAGCUACAUCACCGUGUCAUCAUUGAUUUUAUUCAAUCAAAUUCAAAAUUUCAAUCCAAUCAUCACUUAUACUUGUUAUACUAGUCAAACAGUUAUCACAUUAUUAUUUCAUCCAAAAAUCAAUACAUUCUGAUUAUCAAUCAAUCAAAUCAUCAAAUUCUAUAUAUUCCUUAUACAUGUUAUACGUAUACGUCCCCCCCCCCCUUUGUCCAUCAAUUUUUUUAAUUCUAAAGAAAAAAAAAUCUAUCUCACAAAUUUGCCUAC